UUCCUUAUCCUAACUACUAAGUAGAAUUCUGGAAAGAACAAAAAGUUUACUCCAUAAAGCUUUUAGAAAAUCACGGAGCAAGUAAUCCAGGAUGUCUUGGCUGUGCAGAAUAUUUUGUUGCGUUGUUAUCUUUCCUUUGAUAAGUGGAGAAUGCAUUUCCGCUUUAGAAAAGGAUGUUUACAUUAAAGGUGGAGACUAUUCCUCAGUAUUUGCACCUGAUGUUGAGUACUGUCAAUCCGUCUGCACGUUCAAUCCUCGUUGCUUAAUGUUUUCUUAUCUACCUGGAGACUGGGCCAGACAAAAUGAGAAAUUUGCUUGCUUUUUAAAAGACGGUGCCAAAGACAAACUGCCGAAAGUUAACUUGGCUGGAGCCAUUUCUGGACAUUCAUUAAAAAACUGCAAUAAUAGAAUAAAUGUCUGCAGAAACAAGAUGUUUCCUGGAAUUGAAAUGAUGGGAACCAACUAUAACAUAAUCAAUGCAACAGAUGAAAACCAAUGCCAAGAGAUGUGCACCAAUGACAUACACUGUCAGUUCUUUUCAUACGUCACACACACAUUCCACUCUGUAAAACUGCGACAUGUCUGCUAUUUCAAAUACUCCAGUAAAGGAAUGCCAAACAAAAUAAGACUUCUCGAUAAUGUUAUAUCUGGUUUUUCUCUAAAACAUUGUGGAAAAUCUAAUCUAGGUUGCAAAAGAGAUUUGUUUCAGAGUGCUGAGUUUUCUGCGGAAAACCUGAUAAGUGUUAUUGCUCCAGAUGUACACAUCUGUCAGAAGAUAUGUACAUUCUACCCAAACUGCUUAUUUUUUACAUUUCUGAAAAAAGAGUGGAGAACCCCGUCACAGAGGAACUUGUGCUAUUUAAAGACAUCAAAAACUGGAUUGCCAAAUGACGUUACAGUGAUAGAAGAUGCCAUAUCUGGUUUUAGCCUUUUAACUUGUAAAACUAGCCCCACAGUGUGCCCGUUACAGACUUUCAAUGAUAUGGACUUUCUUGGAACUGAUUUAUUAGUACAGGAGGUUGAUGGAGAGAAUGAGUGUCAACAACUUUGCUCAAAAACUACACAAUGCCAGUUUUUUACCUAUAAACCAGUUCAAUCUUCCUGCACUGAAAACAAAUGUAAAUGUUACUUGAAGAUGUCUAAUAAUGGCUUGCCAACAGGAAUACUACAUGGAAAAGGAGCUAACUCUGGAUUUUCUUUACGGUUGUGCAGAAACAGAGCAAUUACAGGAUGUGGGCAGCCGGUAGAACCAGAAAAUAGAAUUGUAGGGGGAGAGGAUAGUUCUCUUGGGGAGUGGCCAUGGCAAGUCAGUAUGCAGCUCAGGAUGCCUGGUAAUGUAAUACAUCAUGCAUGUGGUGGAUCGAUUAUCAGCAACCAAUGGAUAUUGACAGCUGCCCACUGUGUCAGCGACUAUUACCAGCCUAGAGCAUGGAAUAUUUAUGGAGGAUUUCUGAAGCUUUCUAAUAUAAGUUUAACAACGCCAAAAUUUGAAAUUGAUCAAAUUAUAAUACAUCCUUUGUACAAAGUAGCAGAAAGUGGAUAUGAUCUUGCUUUAUUAAAGCUAAAGACACCCAUUUCAUUUACUGAUCAUGUUCAGGCGAUAUGUCUCCCUCCACAAGAUAAUUCAUUGGUCAUUCCUAACUCAUGCUGGAUAACAGGAUGGGGAUACACUGUUGAAGAUGGUCAAGCAGAGAAUGUAUUACAAAAGGCAGAAGUUCCGAUAGUGCCACAGAAAGAAUGUCAAGCAAACUAUUCACCUGAAAAGAUUAAUGACAAGGUCAUCUGUGCUGGAUAUAAACAAGGCAAAGUUGAUGCAUGUAAGGGUGAUUCUGGUGGUCCAAUAGCGUGCAAAGUUGACAAUACCUGGUAUUUAUUUGGCAUUACGAGUUGGGGCGAAGGGUGUGCUAAAGCCAGAAAACCUGGAGUCUACACAAGAGUGACUGUAUUUGCCAACUGGAUCGAAGAGCAAAUCAAAUUAAACCAAUAAUGAAAGUCUACCUAUAUGGAAACAUUGUCAUCUUAAACAAUAUAUCCCAGAAGAAAUAUAUUUGAAUUACAGCAUUGGACACUUUUACUAGGUAGUAGCAAUAGAAAAGAAAUAAAUUAAAAAAGAAAUUAAACAGUAACAGUUUUGACUUCUUCCUCUCUUCAUUGAAUUAAAAUGUGUUCCAACUGUAUAUUAUGCAGUUUAUUCUGUUUU
Molecule: messenger RNA, 2200 nt
Organism: Pelobates fuscus (common spadefoot toad)
Lineage: Eukaryota; Metazoa; Chordata; Amphibia; Anura; Pelobatidae
Product: plasma kallikrein-like
Exons: 16
Coding region: 92-1987 (631 amino acids)
Biological process (GO): proteolysis
Cellular component (GO): extracellular region
Molecular function (GO): protein binding; serine-type endopeptidase activity
Source: RefSeq, a predicted model, not a curated record